Molecule: messenger RNA, 429 nt
Organism: Fraxinus pennsylvanica
Lineage: Eukaryota; Viridiplantae; Streptophyta; Magnoliopsida; Lamiales; Oleaceae
Source: the annotation of a GenBank genome assembly
AUGGAGCAGAAAAUUAACAAAGAAGGCGGAUCCAUCGGCGGAGUACCAAUUCAUAGCCAAGUUCGGAAAAUCAGGCAAGAAAUGGAGAAUCAAUCACCCGGCGCUUCAGCAGCCGGAGAUCAGACCGGUGGUUCACGAAAUCCUCCGGCAGAAGCGAUGCAGAUCGCCGCUAGGGUUAACACAGCAACCGAUAUCUGUCGGCAACUAAUGGAACAGGAUGGGUCCAAUGAUGGUGGCAGAGGCAAGGAUAUGCCAGUCCCCAAGCGAAAAGUUCAAAGGGCUGUGUGGGAGAAAUUCAAAUUGCGCCGCCGUGUGCCAGACGGAGGGCUUUCCCGGUGGCCACUGCGGGGGCUUCAUCCGCCGCUGUUUAUGCACCACAGAUUGUUCAAAAUGAUCAGAGAGUCCGAGAUUGAGUUAAAUAAAAAUUAA